Colossoma macropomum (tambaqui) is the source of this 1580-nucleotide messenger RNA. RefSeq names its product epithelial stromal interaction 1 (gene epsti1). The record is from RefSeq and is a predicted model, not a curated record. Lineage: Eukaryota; Metazoa; Chordata; Actinopteri; Characiformes; Serrasalmidae. The transcript is spliced from 11 exons. The coding region runs from base 196 to 1212 and encodes 338 amino acids.
CUGCCCUCUGAACAGAAACUUUAUACCAAGCUCUCAUUAAAGUGGAUGUCACAGGCGAAACUGAAUGAGGACACACCUCAGUUAGGCUGGCAGAAGCUCUACUCGUCCCUCUACUGAUUCUGUAGUAGCGACUUAGGAAAGGACUAGCUCAGAAGUCAGUUUUAUUCCUGUACAUACUUGAAUCACAUUCAGCUCAUGAAUCCAAAUCCCAGCGGUGACAUUUGGUCUGUGCCAAAAAGAGGAAUUAAUUGCGAAGUGGACGACAUGCAGGCAGGUGAGAGUGGAGAUACCCUCAAUAACGACCAAAACCCCCCAAACCCCCAGAACCCUCAGGCUCCAGAAGCUCGGACACCGACACACUCUGAUGGAUACAGCAUCAUACCACCGAAUGAAUCAAGACGGAGCAAACUGCAGAGGAUGGCUGAGAAAGAGCUGGAUGAUCUGAAUAAAUGGAAGGAGGCACAUCGGCCUGGCCCCGUUCACUUGGCCCCGGAGAAGCUAGGUGGCAGUGUAUCCUUGGCAGAGGUCAGACAGAGACAGCAGGUGGAGGCCCGCCAAUCAAAACUCCAAAAGAAGCUCAAAAGAGAAGACAUGGACAGAAUCAGAAAACAGGCAGAAGAAGAAGAGAAUCAGAGGAAGAAGGCCAUUCAAAGGGAGAAGGCCAAUAACCUAGAGUUGAGGAAAAGGCAGGAGGAGGAACAGAGAAAGGAGCUGUACCAACAUGAUCUACGAAUGAGAAGAGAAGAACAACUUCAAAGGCUGGAGAGGUCCAGCUCAGUUCCUAUGGCAGCGAGCAACUCCACACCAGCGUCAUCUUGGGCUCAAGGGCGUGAGUACAAGGAGGCCAGGAAGGCUGAGGAGCAGGAUGCACUGGAGCAGAUGAAAGAACAGCAGCGGAGAAAGAGUGAAAUUCUGGAGAAAAAACAAAAACAACAGGAGGAGGACAGGAAGAGGCGAAUGGAAAGUGAAUGUCUGCGGGUGAACUCGGCCUUUCUAGACAGACUGGAGGCGAGAGGAUCAGGUAGAGUGUCUGAGUCCAACUCCUGCAUCCCAGAGGGUGGUAACAUCUGGCAGACGGAGGAACCACAGGACCCUGCCUCAUCCCCGGUGCCCUUCCCAUCACAGGUCCACACUGACAGUGCAGAGGAGGAGGAGGAGGCUAUCUCGCCUUGUCGGAAUGGAAGGAUAUUUCAGGCCAAUGGAGGACCUUAAUGUGAACUAAGGAAGCAUGCCAUUCGCAGGACCAUAGCACGCAGAAAUCUCCACACUCGACCACAACUGAGUCACUAUACUUCCUGGGGAAAAUCGGCUCCACGAAAGAGAGGCCAUGGAGGCACGCCUUGGCUGUUGGUGAACAGUGCUGACAGUCUGCUAAGCUUUUGCACUAACACUCUCUCACACAAACACCCACACAAGCAAACAAAUUUACCAAGGACAGAACAAACACAUUCACAAGCACUAGAAUACGUUCUACCAGAGACAACCUUAUACUGAUCUAAAGAACCAUUCAAAACUUCAUAUUCUAUCUGCUCAGGCUUGGUGCCUUCACAAAAAUGUAAGUCAUGUAUGCAACAUUAGGC